GACGUCUCGUGAAGCGUGGUGUCGUCUAGCUCGACGCGUCGCCCGAUUGGACGAGGCCGUGUGUGCGUGGUGACGCGUGUCGCGGCGGUGCGGGUCCCGAUUGCUGCAGCCGCUUGUCAGUGUGACGAAGAUUGGCACCCAGAAAAUUUGAACUAAGAUAUGAUGAUUUGACUUUAUAAGAACCCUCAGUAACCAUGAUGGCAACGCAGACAUUAAGUAUAGACAACUAUCAAGAUGGACAACAACAGAUGCAAGUAGUAACAGAGUUAAAAACUGAGCAGGAUCCAAACUGCUUGGAAGCAGAUGCAGGAGGAUUGAGUCCUUCUCCAGUAGAAUCUCAGACACCGAUGGAUGCGGACAAGCAGGCCAUUUACAGACAUCCAUUGUUUCCCUUAUUAGCACUGUUAUUUGAAAAAUGUGAACAAUCUACACAGGGAUCAGAAGGCACAACAUCUGCAAGUUUUGAUGUAGAUAUUGAAAACUUUGUUAGGAAGCAGGAGAAGGAAGGAAAACCUUUUUUUUGUGAAGAUCCUGAAACGGAUAAUUUAAUGGUAAAGGCAAUUCAGGUUCUACGAAUCCAUCUGCUUGAGCUAGAAAAAGUUAAUGAGCUCUGUAAGGAUUUCUGUAGUCGCUAUAUUGCAUGUCUGAAAACUAAAAUGAACAGUGAAACUCUACUGAGUGGAGAAUCUGGGAGUCCUUAUUCACCUGUACAACCCCAGUCCAGCAACUUUAAACAUGAUAAAGAUAGCUUGGAUUUGCUGGAGCAGCUGUCUUCAUGGAAACAGUCACCAGAAAAUCCAAUUCAAAGUGCCAUCACAGGUACGCUAAGUCCCCAAGGGAUUAUGGUACCUGCAUCAGCAUUGCAGCAGGGAAAUGUAACUAUGGCAACUGUUGCAGGUGGUACAGUAUAUCAGCCGGUGACUGUGGUCACACCUCAAGGUCAAGUAGUAACACAAGCAUUGUCACCUGGAACCAUCAGGAUCCAGAACUCACAGCUCCAGUUACAAUUAAACCAAGAUUUAAGCAUCUUGCAUCAAGAUGAUGGGUCAUCCAAAAAUAAAAGAGGAGUUCUUCCAAAGCAUGCUACAAAUGUGAUGAGGUCUUGGCUUUUCCAGCACAUAGGGCAUCCAUAUCCAACAGAGGAUGAGAAAAAACAGAUAGCAGCACAAACAAAUCUUACAUUACUCCAGGUUAACAACUGGUUUAUUAAUGCUAGAAGGCGAAUUCUCCAGCCAAUGUUGGAUUCCAGCUGUUCUGAAACUCCAAAAACAAAGAAGAAAACAGCUCAAAACCGACCUGUUCAAAGGUUCUGGCCAGACUCCAUUGCAUCAGGAGUAACUCAGCAUCAAUCAAAUGAACUUACCAUGUCAGAUGGAGCCGUUGUAACAAUUACUGCUCCGGUCAACAUGAAUGUAGACAGUCUUCAAUCUCUUUCAUCUGAUGGUACUACUUUAGCUGUUCAGCAAGUCAUGAUGGCAGGGCAAAGCGAAGAUGAAUCUGUGGACAGCACUGAAGAUGACGGAGCAGACCUUUCGACUACAAACAUCAGUGGGCUGGUCUUGGAUAAUAGUGAUUCUCUGCAAUAGGAAGCAAGAGAAUCUGGCCUAAAUGUUUAGGAAAAACAAUGAACUGACUGACUUUUUAUAGUUUGCACAGCAAACAUUUUACACAAGUUUUAUUUCUAAUAUGUUUUAUAUGUAGAUAUAGAAGAGUGCACUUUUUGUAUUUCAUAGUAAGCUUAAAGAGUGUCUUUGCAGGUGCAGCAACUUCUUUCAAAUGUGUUGUUUUUUAUUUUAAUUUGAAAAUCUAGUAAUUUAAGAAAUAAAAACCGCACAUCAUCACCCCAUUAUUUUCUUAGGGUAACUUUCUCACUCACAAAAUUGAUCUCAGAAUGGGGAUGAUGGAGCUGCAGCCAUCGAGAAAGAUGGUAGAUGCCAGUCAGGUGAGUUAAGUUUAUAUCUGCACGGAUUUAAACAUAUCGCCACCACACAAUCACCAUCUUACUCAGUGUUUGCUGUUCUAUAACAUAAAAUCUGCUGCAAUUUUGUGAUAUAGGAAAUUGCCCUGGUGGGAGAAUUGAAAGUACUUCUGUCUCCUUGAGAGUUAUGCAGUUUCAACUAGUCCUGUCAUUUUAAGAUUACUCUUGGUGGUUUAACAAUGUUAAUGUAAAGCAUGUCAAACUAGUGUAUGGGAUUUGUUUAUGAAGUUAGCCAUGUAGAUUUGAAAGAUGCUUCUGCACCUUAAAAAAAAAAUUCUGCCAGACUGUGGGCAACAAAACACACAAAAGGGAGUGGAGUUGUUUGAUUCAGUAACGAAUGUAUGGCAUUUAAAAUAAGCUUAAUUUCUCAUAGAGUUGUUAGGUGGAAACCUCUAAAUUCCUGCUGUACCUUUUAAAUUUGUCAGUGACGCAGCCACCGCAGCUUCUCUAUAAUGCUUUUCCUGCUCAUCAUUUCAUCUACUUACCCUGUAGCAGACUUGAAAUCCUACUUGCAACAGAUGGGAAUGAGGCAAAGGGUUGGGAGGGUGCAAUGAGGAGGGCAAAAGAAGCCAUAGCUGUCUCUCUUCUCUGAAUAAAAUAAUAAAUUUAAAGGUACAGAGGAGAUUUCUGGAUUGCAACUUAGCAGCUCUACAUCAUUUGCUAUAAAACACUUAUUUUUACCUUUAUCAGGAUUAUUGGAUUAAAAAUAUUUUUAUAAAUUAUCUAAGAAUUGAGAUGAUGACUGUAUUGAGCAUGAGAAAAAAUGUUUAGUACUUCUUUUUGGAAGGUUAUGAAAACAGUCCAAAUUGAAUAAACAUGCCUAUGCUAUAUUCUGUGGAUCUCUGCUAUCCCAUAGUGGAACAGGUAUAGUGACAUAAAAAGGAUUCACUGCUUAAUGGGUUGCUAGGUAUUAUUAAACAUUGAUUUAUGACAUGUGAAUUAACAUACAACUUACAUUUCAGUCCAUAUUGAAACUUGUUUCUCAAGAGAUUUGAU
Molecule: messenger RNA, 2974 nt
Organism: Elgaria multicarinata webbii
Lineage: Eukaryota; Metazoa; Chordata; Lepidosauria; Squamata; Anguidae
Gene: PKNOX1
Product: PBX/knotted 1 homeobox 1
Exons: 12
Coding region: 195-1586 (463 amino acids)
Biological process (GO): regulation of transcription by RNA polymerase II; angiogenesis
Molecular function (GO): RNA polymerase II cis-regulatory region sequence-specific DNA binding
Source: RefSeq, a predicted model, not a curated record